AUGAUCAGGGGUGCUUGGAUGUGUAAUGCCGUCUUGAAAAUCUGUUUUGCACCCAUAGCAAACGAGAAACCCUGCGUCGAUUCACAGAGGGCAGAGAAAUGGCAAAUGUCUUUAGCGUCUCUGCUCCUUUUCGCUCUCCUCUUGUCUGAUUAUUUUUGCUCUUGCGCUGGAACGAAAUUGAGGAGCGGGGAAACAGCGGGCAGGAUCUGGAGUGACCCCGCUGGGAGUCGCAACUUGGUCACAUCACACGCGGGGGAUCAAAGCCAGAGGAGGGUUCAAUGUGAUCUUACUUUAACCAAUUUGACGGAACCUGUCAAAGACUUGAAGACAGCCUGUCAGUUUCCCAAAGGUCUGGAUUCUGCCUGCCUGCGGUCUUAUUUCAGUCAUCUUAGGCUGUCCUUCUGUCAUUCUUACACCAUUGCUGAUCUUUUGCGGGAGUAUGUCAACCCGAACGGGUUAAACUGCAGUUUGGAUAUGCGGAUCAGUGAUGAUGGAGAGGCUAUAUGCAGCAAAUGCUUCGAGGCUUACCAGAUGGAAGACCAACAUGCUCAGGAAAAAUAUGAGGAGUUCGAAGCAAUGCUACAAAAGCACUUGGAAUCGGCGUAUUCGGUCAAGUCUUGCCCUAGCGACUGUAUGGCAGCCUACAAAGCAUGGCUGUGCUCGGAGUAUUUCAAAGCCUCACAGCUUCUGUGUCCUCGCAGGAUUCCUUGUAAGCAAUACUGCCUGGAAGUCCAGGCUCGAUGUCCGUUUAUUCUACCAGACAACGAAGACCUAAUCUAUGGCGGGUUGCCAAGCUUCAUCUGCACAGGGCUACUAGAAAACCAUUUAACCAAUGCAGAGCCAGAAUGCUGUGACGUCAGAUGGAACACCUGUGAUCUAUCCUGGGACAAAGGUUAUAAUGUAUCUACCAAAUCCAUGGACUCCAUGUUGCAUCAUAAAUCUUCACUGCCCGUCUCAGCAGCAUCUCGACUGUGCAACAGCAGACUUAAGCUGUGUGUUUUGGUAUUAAUUCUUCUACACACUGUGGUGACAUUUACUGGUUUUCAGAACAAUAGCAGAGUUGGCAUGGAUACAGUGAGCGCAUUGGACGACAGUUCCGCAAGUGAAGAGUAG
Messenger RNA from Carcharodon carcharias (great white shark), 1113 nucleotides. RefSeq names its product NALCN channel auxiliary factor 2 (gene nalf2). Gene Ontology annotation, molecular function: stretch-activated, monoatomic cation-selective, calcium channel activity. The record is from RefSeq and is a predicted model, not a curated record. Lineage: Eukaryota; Metazoa; Chordata; Chondrichthyes; Lamniformes; Lamnidae. The transcript has 3 exons. Gene Ontology annotation, biological process: calcium ion import across plasma membrane. Gene Ontology annotation, cellular component: plasma membrane. The coding region runs from base 1 to 1113 and encodes 370 amino acids.